AUGAAGGCCACCAAUUUCUUCUGUAGUCUCUUUGGUGCCGCUGUAUAUUUUACGCAGACAGUGCUAGCACAAGACGAUGUAGCUUCACAUGGAACUUACACGGAGCCAAACACGGGUAUUGUCUUUUAUACUAGCAAUCAAGCCAAUGGAACGAUUACCGGUGAUGGAGAUGAAUCUCACGUGUCCUUGGGAGGCUUCACGUUUGGUAUGGCCUUGCCUGGCAACGCCCUGACUGUGAACAGCUAUGAAUACAUUGGAUUGAUUAUUGGCUCAACUCCAACUGGCAAAGGUGGAUGGGCUGGUAUUCUUCAGGGAACCAACCUCGGAGGUGGCGCUGCUAUGCCGAACCAUCUUAUGCUCUUGGCAUGGCCAACAGGAACCGGUGACCAGAUCGCUACCUCCUUCCGAUACGCAACGUCAUAUCUAGAUCCAUCUAUCUACCAUGGAAGCGCCAAUCUCACUCAAAUCUACUCAAGUGUCAACUCGACCCAUUGGACCCUAGUCUAUAGAUGUCAGAACUGUCUCAUCUAUGACGACCCAACUCAGUCGCCAUCCAACACUUCAACCACAGCUGGAUCAUUCGAGCAGGGAUGGGCUCAAGCUCUGACCCCUCCUGUCAACCCUGCCAAUCCGCUGUCUGAUAUUGGUCAACACGAUAACGGAAUGGGCGAGUUUCAAAUCGAAGUCAAGUCUGCUACACAAGCUUCUUAUUCCGUUUGGGCCACAAAGACGGCUACUGGUGUCAUCGCAUCUGGGACUGCCACUGCUACAGCAACAUUCUCAGCUGUUCCCGUACCCACGACAACUAGCUACGAUUAUAUUGUUAUUGGUGGUGGAGCCGCUGGUAUCCCAAUUGCAGAUAAGCUUUCUGAAGGUGGCAAGUCGGUGCUGUUGAUUGAAAAGGGAGUCGCAUCCUCGGCUAGAUGGGGCGGAACUAUUCGACCUGAAAGUCACUGGAUGGAUGGCUAUAACUUGACUUGGUUCGACGUACCAGGAGAAUGCAACAGAAUCUGGAAUGGCGGCGCUGCCGGAGUUGCUUGCACUGAUACCGAUCAAAUGGCAGGAUGCGUCCUCGGAGGUGGUACUGCUGUCAAUGCUGGUCUCUGGUGGAAGGCCGAUCCAGAUGACUGGGACUACAACUUCCCUGAUGGAUGGCAAUCAGAUGAUAUGGCAGCCGCCACCCAACGUGUAUUCUCACGAAUUCCAGGGACCGACACCCCUAGUAUGGACGGCAAACGAUAUAUUCAAUCUGGUUUCGAUAUCAUCGAGGAAGGUCUUGCUCAGGCUGGUUGGGAAAGCGUCACUGCAAACAACGUCCCAGACCAAAAGAACCAGUCAUAUGCGCACACUCCUUACAUGUACAUCAAUGGAGAGAGAGGAGGUCCUAUGGCAACCUACCUAGUCAGCGCCAACGCUCGAAGCAACUUCCAUAUGUGGUUGAACACUAGUGUUGAGAGAAUCAACAGAGUUGCAGGCCAUGCAACCAGUCUCAAUGUUAUUCCAACCAACAAUGGAGGGCGUUCCGGCACAGUCAGUCUGACUCCUGUCACUGGACGAGUCGUCCUCGCAGCUGGUGCCUUUGGAACUCCCAAGCUCCUCUUCAGAAGUGGUAUCGGUCCCACGGAUAUGCUCGAGGUGGUGCAGUCCAGUGCUGACGGCGCGACUAUGAUUAACCAAACGGAAUGGAUCAACCUCCCCGUCGGAUACAACCUCGAUGACCACUUGAACACUGACUGUGUUAUUUCGCAUCCAAAUAUCUCUUACUACGAUUGGGUUGCUGCAUGGGAUACUCCAAAUGUCACAGAUAUGAACAAUUAUCUCACCAAGCGUUCUGGCCCACUUGCCCAAGCAGCACCAAAUAUCGGCCCUAUGAUCUGGGAAGAGAUUGAAGGACCAGAUGGCAUUGUCAGAGCCUUCCAAUGGACAUCUCGAGUGGAAGGAUCAAAUGGUGUACCAAACGGCGACUCCAUGACAAUGUCACUCUAUCUUGGUCGUGGUGCCGUCUCCCGUGGUCGCACCGUUAUUCAAAAGGGCUUGAACAUGAUCGUAUCCGAGCUGCCCUACGGCAACGCGAACGAUCUCGCAACUGUGGCAACUGCCAUCGACCAUAUGGUAGCAGCACUCAAGCCUGUCCCUCAACUCACAUGGAACUUACCACCUUCCAACAUGACCGGAGCCGAGUAUGUUGCAUCGGUUCCUCUGACCUACGCCAACGUCGGUGCCCGUCGCGCCAACCACUGGCUCGGAACCGCCAAGAUCGGCGCCGACGACGGUCGCAUUGCUAACGGCACAGCGGUCGUUGACCUCGACGCCAAGGUUUACGGCACAGAUAACAUCUUCGUCGUUGAUGCUUCGAUCCAUCCCGGAAUGCCGACCACGAAUCCUAGCGCCCUAAUCGUGGUCGCGGCCGAGCAUGCCAGUGAGCUCAUCUUGGCUCUACCGGUCCCGUCUCCUGUUGCCAAGUAUAGCCAGUGUGGUGGUUUGUACUAUGAUGGCAGCAUGGUCUGUGAGACGGGCUCUACUUGUACUAUCGGCAACGCCUAUUAUUCUCAAUGUCUGUAA
This is a messenger RNA of Mollisia scopiformis, 2562 nucleotides long. RefSeq names its product FAD/NAD(P)-binding domain-containing protein. The record is from RefSeq and is a predicted model, not a curated record. The transcript has 7 exons. Gene Ontology annotation, molecular function: oxidoreductase activity, acting on CH-OH group of donors; flavin adenine dinucleotide binding; cellulose binding. The coding region runs from base 1 to 2562 and encodes 853 amino acids. Gene Ontology annotation, biological process: carbohydrate metabolic process. Gene Ontology annotation, cellular component: extracellular region. Lineage: Eukaryota; Fungi; Ascomycota; Leotiomycetes; Helotiales; Mollisiaceae.